Messenger RNA from Nycticebus coucang (slow loris), 2882 nucleotides. RefSeq names its product cholinergic receptor muscarinic 4 (gene CHRM4). Lineage: Eukaryota; Metazoa; Chordata; Mammalia; Primates; Lorisidae. Bases 299 to 1735 code for a protein of 478 amino acids. Gene Ontology annotation, cellular component: synapse; dendrite; plasma membrane. The transcript is spliced from 2 exons. Gene Ontology annotation, biological process: regulation of locomotion; chemical synaptic transmission; G protein-coupled receptor signaling pathway, coupled to cyclic nucleotide second messenger. The record is from RefSeq and is a predicted model, not a curated record. Gene Ontology annotation, molecular function: G protein-coupled acetylcholine receptor activity; G protein-coupled serotonin receptor activity.
CGUCGCUGCUUGGUGACCGGCCCCGGGCGGGCGGCGCGGCCCCACCACGAUUGGCUGCUUCCCCGUGACAUCACGCGGCUCGGGGAAAAGUGCGAGCGUGAGCGCGAGUCGGAGCCACAGCGCCCGGAGCUGCGGGCGGAGCAGGGGCCGCCCCUUGGCACCCCGUCCCCGCCCCCGACCCACCGCCCGGCCGCCCGCCCCGCAGGCCCGCUGGGCCUCCCUUUUGUCCCGCCGUCUGUCCGGCGCAAGGAGAGCGGGGCAGAGACAGAGGAAGCUGCUGCCCACCACACUGACCAACAUGGCCAACGUCACACCAGUCAACGGCAGCUCAGGCAAUCAGUCCGUGCGUCUGGUCACAUCAACCCACAACCGCUAUGAGACAGUGGAGAUGGUAUUCAUUGCCACCGUGACAGGCUCCCUGAGCCUGGUAACUGUUGUAGGCAACAUCCUGGUGAUGCUGUCUAUCAAGGUCAACAGGCAGCUGCAGACAGUUAACAACUACUUCCUAUUCAGCCUGGCCUGUGCUGAUCUCAUCAUAGGCGCUUUCUCUAUGAACCUCUACACCGUGUAUAUUAUCAAGGGCUACUGGCCCCUGGGCGCUGUGGUCUGUGACUUGUGGCUAGCCCUGGACUAUGUGGUGAGCAAUGCCUCAGUCAUGAACCUUCUCAUUAUCAGCUUUGACCGUUACUUUUGCGUCACCAAGCCCCUCACCUACCCUGCCCGCCGUACCACCAAGAUGGCAGGCCUCAUGAUUGCCGCUGCCUGGGUCCUGUCCUUCGUGCUCUGGGCACCUGCCAUCUUGUUCUGGCAGUUCGUGGUGGGCAAGCGGACAGUGCCUGACAACCAGUGCUUCAUCCAGUUCCUAUCCAACCCAGCUGUGACCUUUGGCACAGCCAUUGCUGCCUUCUACCUGCCUGUGGUCAUCAUGACGGUGCUCUAUAUUCACAUCUCCCUGGCCAGUCGCAGCCGAGUCCACAAGCACCGACCCGAAGGCUCAAAGGAGAAGAAGGCCAAGACCUUGGCCUUCCUCAAGAGCCCUCUGAUGAAGCAGAGCAUCAAGAAACCCCCACCAGGAGACGCUGCUCGAGAAGAGCUACGCAACGGGAAGCUGGAAGAGGCCCCUCCACCGGCCCUGCCCCCCCCACCACGCCCAGUGGCCGAAAAGGACACGUCCAAUGAAUCCAGCUCAGGUAGUGCCACACAGAACACCAAGGAGCGACCACCCACAGAGCUGUCGACCACAGAGGCCACCACGCCUGCCAUGUCCGCCCCUCCCCUGCAGCCAAGGGCCCUCAACCCAGCCUCAAAAUGGUCCAAGAUCCAGAUUGUGACGAAGCAGACAGGCAAUGAGUGUGUCACAGCCAUCGAGAUAGUGCCUGCCACACCAGCUGGCAUGCGUCCUGCGGCCAACGUGGCCCGCAAGUUUGCCAGCAUUGCUCGCAAUCAGGUGCGAAAGAAGCGGCAGAUGGCGGCCCGGGAGCGCAAGGUGACCCGGACCAUCUUUGCCAUUCUGCUAGCCUUCAUCCUCACCUGGACGCCCUACAACGUCAUGGUCCUGGUGAACACCUUCUGCCAGAGCUGCAUACCUGACACGGUGUGGUCUAUUGGCUACUGGCUCUGCUACGUGAACAGCACUAUCAACCCUGCCUGCUAUGCUCUCUGCAAUGCCACCUUUAAAAAGACCUUCCGGCACCUGCUGCUGUGCCAAUAUCGUAACAUUGGCACUGCCAGGUAGGCAACAGGGGUGCCCUAGGAGGUGCUGGUAUUGCGUGUGUGUGCUGGGGGACCACAUGGCUCACAGGCUGUCAGAAGAGUUGGAGGCACCAUUCCAUGUUCAUGUUUGCCGAAGAGGAGAACCGAGGCCCAGUGAGGCUCAGGAAGAAGCUCUGGAUGGAUUCAGAGACUAGAUCUCUGCUCAGGCUUAGGCGGCUCUGCAUUGGGACCACCUAGCCCAUUUGUUGCCCUGCUUUAGGGAGCUGGGGGCACUGGCCUGCCUGGGCACCUGCUCCACUGUGACUAGCCAUCAGCAUAGCUGAAAGAAUGGACGUGGAGGGCUGAAGCCCAGGGGCUCCUUGGAAGGAGCAAAGGGACCAGUGCUUGGGGAAGGAGACUGAGGAAGGGAAUGGAAGGGUGGGAUCCCUCAUUCUGCUGUAAUUGGUGCUUUUGCCCCCUGCACCCCGCAUGUAGACUCAGCCCCCUCUCCCUGAAUCCCAUUCCAGGGCAGAAACCUCUUGCUGUAGCUACUCAGCUAGGCUCUGGGUGGAUGGGUGCAUGGGUGGGCUUGCUGAAGGCCAGGCAGAAUGGGCUCGGCUCCCAAAUCCCCUGCAGCACUGCCCUUAUCACCUGAGGAUGGUGCAUGUGGUAGGUCAGGGACUCACACGCCAAAACCGAGGUUUAGCCUUCUGCAGUUCUGGGCUGAGCUAAGCAUGGUCCACCUUGUUCUGAAGGUCCCCCUCCAACAGAGGGGCUUGUCCCAGAUCACAUGUCAAGUCAGGGUAGGGACAUGGUGGGCAGUGUUCCAAAUCACCCUCUUCCUCCUCAAACCUCUCCCACAUGGAUCUGUGCUGGGUGGAGGUGGCUGGGUCACAGGGCUAGAGGAAAAUGGUAGAGAGCCAUUGUGCAGGCUUCAGUGACAGUAAGGGGCAAUGAGCCUCCAUACCUACACUCCCCAGUGGGCAGAACCUUCCUGAUCAUUAAUGGGCUGGACCAAAAGACCUUUGACUGGGUGUGACAGAGAUGGGCACUGUCAGCUCCAGUGAGUCAUUGGUUUCCCUUCCUCAGCCCUGGUGUGGUCCCUGGGAGAGAGGAAGGCUGAAUGGCUUAGGGACUUGAUGGGGGGGCACCCUUUUUGGGCCCUGGAAGAAAUUUUCAUAAAUGUUCUG